CCUUCCUUCCUUCCUUUCUUCGUCGUCUCGUCGGAUGAUUCCUCUUUAGAUCGAACGACCGCGUGACCGCGUCGGACAGUACUUACGUAACUCUCCUAACCCUGGCCCUGAGCCAGCGUGGAAACGUACGUUUCGAAUGCAUCGCUUUUAGGGUCGUGCGAAGUGCAAGACGUCUUUCGCUCGUCUGGGGGAGGAGUGCCAGGCGGAGUGGUCGCGAUCGAUUGGUUGAAAUUUAAAAUCUCCGAUUCAGGUGAAUCAGGAUUUCCUGAUCGGUGGCUAGUUUGUUCCCGUUAUCAUAAUGCCUCGAUCGCCCGUUUCAAUAUCGAAUUAGCGAUAAUCACGGUUAUCGUAAUCUGACCUUUGUAUUACAGACUACACAAUUAAGUAAACAUGGGUGUUCCGGCGGGUGAUCCAGAGAAAGGAAAGAAGCUCUUUAUUCAGAGGUGCGCACAAUGCCAUACUGUCGAAGCGGGUGGCAAACACAAAGUAGGCCCUAAUUUACAUGGGCUUAUAGGUAGGAAAACUGGGCAAGCUCCAGGUUUUCUAUAUACCGACGCCAACAAAGCGAAAGGUAUCACCUGGAAUAAGGAUACCCUGUUCGAGUAUCUAGAAAACCCAAAGAAAUACAUUCCCGGCACAAAAAUGGUGUUCGCCGGUUUGAAGAAACCGCAGGAGCGGGCUGAUCUUAUCGCUUAUUUGGAACAAGCGACUAAGUAGGCACAUCUCCCCGUGCAUGCUACCGAUCGCGGAAAUCGCGACGAACGCGAGCGAGCGCGCGCGAGACGCCGCGCGUGGCACGAGUCGCGAUAUUAGUACGAUUAUCAUCUCAUCACGUUUUCCGUCACCUCACUCGUGUUCAUCUUUAACGGACUCUCCUCUCGAUGGUACUCAAAAGCGUUCGCAAUACGUGUUCGACUAGUAAAUGAAUUGUUAUUGUAUUGUUGAUAAGUAGGUAAUUGCAAAUAUGUACAUUGCAUAUGUGACACAGGGAUCGGGCUAGAUCCUGAUCCUGCUUUCUCUUUCUCCUUCAUUACACCGAAGAGAUAUUCUCAAGAGCGCUAACGCCCGCCACACGAGUGGUUGAGCCACUCUUCCGCGGACCCCCGCGUCCUCAACUAUUUAUUAUCAUUGUACCGAUCGUAUCAUGCAACGAGUGUUGAUCUGUAAAUCAAAGACAAAAUACAGACUAGGUAAUUGAAAAUU
Messenger RNA from Pogonomyrmex barbatus (red harvester ant), 1203 nucleotides. RefSeq names its product mitochondrial cytochrome C (gene CytC). Gene Ontology annotation, molecular function: heme binding; electron transfer activity. The record is from RefSeq and is a predicted model, not a curated record. Lineage: Eukaryota; Metazoa; Arthropoda; Insecta; Hymenoptera; Formicidae.